GGGGAUGACAUAUUUCUUCUCACUCUCAAAUUGUAAUAAAGUCUCUCAACCAACUCCACACCCAAUAUAAUAUCUCUCUCUCACACUCUCUACACUCACAUAUCUAUUUACUCAUAAUUACUACCAACCAAAUCUUCCUUAUUUUUCUAUCUCCCUACCCCCAUGUGCUCGGAGCCACCGCAUAGCACCCAUCAUCCCCCCACCUCCACCCCGACGCUACCUCUGUCUUGGCUUCCAGUACUGGAGCCCCCAUGGAUGCCAACCCCCCCGCGUUUAACUUUGGUCUCUGUCCCCUUUUUGUGGGAGGAGGCGCCGGGGAAGCCGAGGCGGCCAUCUGCUGCAUCAAAAGUUCUGUGGCAGGUUCCCGUGGUGGCCGCCGGGAAGCUGCCUCCCCCACCACGGCUUUUGAAGAACGAGGUGGUGAAACAAAGCAACAAUCUAGCGUCGCCAACGAGGGUUGUAGAGGGAGAUGAUCAAAGGGGUGGGGUGGUGGUGGGAUCAAAGAGAUGGGGUUCUUUUAGGAUGUGUGACAGUAAUGGAAGCGGGAGGUUUCGAAGGGGAAGAUCAGCUUCAUCAUCGUCAUUGUCACUUUCGUCUUAUGCAACUUCACACUUCCUGGUGAAUAUCUAUGAAAGCUUUAAACAGAUUGUCCCAUGGAGAAGAAGAAGAACAAGAUAGUUAUUAAUUAACUAUAAAAAAUUAAGUCUUUAAUUUGCAUAUGCUUUUAAGUCUAUAAAUAUAUAUAAAUUAGAGAACUGAUCAGUACCAAGUUUAAAAAUUGUAUAUGUUAUAUAUAAGAGAUAUUUGAGACAAUUGAUUUAGUAUAACUCAACACAUAUUAUUUUACCUUAAAAA
Cucumis sativus (cucumber) is the source of this 855-nucleotide messenger RNA. RefSeq lists its product as hypothetical. The record is from RefSeq and is a predicted model, not a curated record. Bases 163 to 678 code for a protein of 171 amino acids. Lineage: Eukaryota; Viridiplantae; Streptophyta; Magnoliopsida; Cucurbitales; Cucurbitaceae. The transcript has 2 exons.